AUGGCUGAUAAUAUGCAUAUUUUGGUGUACGAUAACACCUGUCCGUCUCGGACCGGCACGCAACAUAUCAUCCAAGAAGGCUUAUUGACUGUCCACCCGAUACUAUAUUCGGAAGAUUCAUCUUUUGGCGCAGAGAUAUACGGCGUUGACUGGAGCAAGUAUGUUCCAGGAGACGUUGUCACGCAGUUAAUUGCGCUGCAAGACAAGUAUGGAGUACUGAUCUUCCGUAAAACUGGAUUAGAUAAUGGUCGACAUAUUGCAUUUUCGCAGCAGCUGGGUGACAAGCUGGAAGUCAAUCCGUUCUUUUAUGGACGAGAAAACGACCGGUUGGGGGAGCCGUUACUAUUCGACGUGGCCAACAUCGAGCUGGAUGGCUCACUGGUGAAGAUGAAUAGUCGCAGAUAUCAUCACAGUCUGGGAAAUGCAUUAUGGCACACGGACUCAUCAUAUCACCAACAACGCUCCAAGUAUUCGAUACUGCUCUCUCAUGGGAGCCCCGUCGAGGGUGGGUCGUGGACCCAUUUUGCAGACACACGUCGUGCGUACAGUGAGCUUUCUGAAGCGAAAAAGAAGGAGAUUGAGAACCUAGUUGUUGAACAUGAUCUCUGGCAUUCUCGAAAACUGGCGUCCCCGGCUGUGUUUGGCAAUCCUCUUCCUCACGAACUGGCAGCCAAGCCGCCAGCCUACCAUCGUCUGGUUCAAAUAGCACCAGAUGGACGGAAAACAUUGUAUCUGGCCGCGCAUGCAAAACGAAUAAUUGGCAAAGACAUCGAAGAGAGUCAACGGCUGGUCUGGGAGUUAAUCGAACACUGUACACAAUCGAAAUAUGUCUUCAGCAUGGAAUGGCUCUCUGGUGGGGAUAUGGUCUGGUGGGAUAAUCGCCAAUCUAUGCAUCGUGCUAAUCCCUAUACCGCGACGAUGACCGCAAGGGAUGUUCGUCGGUCCACGGUCCUUGAUGAUGGACUUUGGGCAUCAGGUGUUCCGAGAGAGCUACAGAACUAG
Molecule: messenger RNA, 1002 nt
Organism: Penicillium antarcticum
Lineage: Eukaryota; Fungi; Ascomycota; Eurotiomycetes; Eurotiales; Aspergillaceae
Product: TauD/TfdA dioxygenase family protein
Exons: 7
Coding region: 1-1002 (333 amino acids)
Molecular function (GO): oxidoreductase activity
Source: RefSeq, a predicted model, not a curated record